This is a messenger RNA of Polyodon spathula (Mississippi paddlefish), 1244 nucleotides long. RefSeq names its product CTD (carboxy-terminal domain, RNA polymerase II, polypeptide A) small phosphatase 2 (gene ctdsp2). Gene Ontology annotation, molecular function: RNA polymerase II CTD heptapeptide repeat phosphatase activity. NCBI's taxonomy places the organism in Eukaryota, Metazoa, Chordata, Actinopteri, Acipenseriformes, Polyodontidae. The record is from RefSeq and is a predicted model, not a curated record. The transcript has 9 exons. The coding region runs from base 165 to 1067 and encodes 300 amino acids.
AGAGAGAUAAAAAAAAAAAAAAACGAACUUGGAAAAAAAAUAAUAAAAGGAAUUAAAAAAAAAACUGGAGUCGAAUAAUAAGGAUACAACACGGUUACCUGUGAAAAGGAAGACGAAGAAGGAGAGGAGGGGAAAUCGUGUUGCAUUUGCAGUGCGUUAGUUAGAUGGAAAGUUCUCUCAUCACUCAAGUGCAGAAGGGAGACGCGGUUCCACCAGCUAAACAAGAAUGCAAUUGCCGUUCCUCUCUGUCCCAGCGUGGGAGUUUCAGAGCGACUGGCCCUCUUUCUUAUUGCUGGGUGUACAGUGUGAUCGCAGGCCUGGUUAAGAAAUCCUCCCCCACGAAGCCUCGAAGCCGCAGUAUCUUCAAAGCUCUGUUCUGUUGCCUCCGAGCACAGAAUGCGCCGCAGCCUCCCCCGUGCCAGGACCACUUGCUGCAGACCGAGGAGAACGGCUUGGUUGCCAAGUCUGAUCUGCUUCAAACACUACACUACAAGUAUUAUCAAAUCCCAGGUACAUGCCUACUGCCCGAGGUGACCCCGCAGGACCAGGGCAAGGUGUGCGUGGUGAUAGACCUGGACGAGACACUGGUGCACAGCUCCUUCAAGCCAAUCAGCAACGCGGACUUCAUAGUGCCUGUGGAGAUCGAGGGCACGACGCAUCAGGUGUACGUGUUGAAGAGACCUCAUGUGGACGAGUUUCUAAGGAGAAUGGGAGAGUUGUUCGAAUGUGUUUUAUUCACUGCCAGUUUAGCAAAGUACGCAGACCCGGUGACCGAUCUCCUGGAUAAGCACGGCGUGUUCCAGGUCCGGCUCUUCAGGGAGUCCUGCGUCUUCCACCAGGGUUGCUACGUGAAGGACCUGAGCAGGCUGGGCCGGGACCUGGGCAGGACUCUCAUCCUGGACAACUCGCCCGCCUCCUACAUCUUCCACCCGGAGAACGCCGUCCCGGUGGUCUCCUGGUUUGAUGACCUGGAUGAUACUGAGCUGCUGAACUUGAUCCCCGUCUUCGAGGAGCUGAGCCAGGCAGAGAACGUUUACACUGGGCUGGCCCACCUUCGGACUCCAUGACAUUAAACAAUAAACAAAAAAAAAUACCACCUUAAAAAAUACAUCAACAGCCAAGCACCCCCCCCACUGUGCCUUUUAAUAUUUCCAAAAGAGAGGGCGCUCCGAGGGAGCCCUCCUGGUGAAACCUCUUUCUCUACUGCUUAGUAUUUCUUUAAAAAAAAAAUUAUUCUUCUUUCA